Messenger RNA from Trichosporon asahii var. asahii CBS 2479, 1116 nucleotides. Its product is annotated as circumsporozoite protein. The coding region runs from base 1 to 1116 and encodes 371 amino acids. The transcript has a single exon. The record is from RefSeq and is a predicted model, not a curated record. Lineage: Eukaryota; Fungi; Basidiomycota; Tremellomycetes; Trichosporonales; Trichosporonaceae.
AUGCGUUUCUCCGGUACUGUCCUCGUCGCCCUCGCGGCGGCGUCCAGCGCGCUCGCCGCCCCCGCUCCGCUCCAGAACCAGGACAUUGUCGCUCGCGCCGAGCUGCAGCAGCUCAACACUCGCACUUUCGGCCUGCUUUGCGCCCUCUGCUGCGAGAAGGACUUCUUCGGUCUCGCCCACAAGUUCUGCAACUGCAACGACGGCGGUGGCGGUCCGGGCCCCGGCCCCACUGGCGGUCCCACUGACGGCCCCCACCCUACUGGCCCUCCUACUUCUGGCGGUGGUCAGCCGACUCCGUCUUCCGGCGGCAGCCAGCCGACUCCCUCGUCCGGCGGUGGUCAGCCUACUCCCUCGUCCGGCGGCAGCCAGCCAACUCCUUCGUCUGGUGGUGGUCAGCCGACGCCUUCGUCCGGCGGUGGUCAGCCGACGCCCUCGUCCGGCGGUGGCCAGCCGACGCCCUCGUCCGGCGGUGGUCAGCCGACGCCUUCGUCUGGUGGCGGUCAGCCGACGCCCUCGUCCGGUGGUGGCCAGCCGACGCCUUCGUCCGGUGGUGGCCAGACGACGCCUUCGUCCAGUGGUGGCCAGCCCACUCCUUCCUCGAACGGCGGCAAGCCUUCGACCUCUCCUACUCCCUCUGGCGGUGGCGAUGGUGGCAAGCCCUCGUCGUCUCCUUGUCCUUCUAGCGGUGGUGACGGUGGGAAGCCCUCGUCUUCCCCUACUCCCUCCGGCGGCGGUGACGGUGGCAAGCCUUCGUCCUCUCCUACUUCCAAUGGCGGUGACAAGCCCUCUGCCUCGCCCACGUCCAAUGGCGGUGACAAGCCCUCUGCUUCUCCUUCCUCCAGCGGCGGCGGCAAUGGCAAGCCCUCGUCUUCUCCCACUCCCUCCAGCGGCGGCGACGGCGGCGGCGACGGCGGCAAGCCGUCGUCAUCGCCUACUCCCUCGGGUGGUGGUGACGGUGGCAAGCCAUCCCCCUCGUCCUCGCAGAACCCUCAGCCCACGCAGUCGGGCGGCGGCGACCACUGCAAGCGCUCGAACGAGCUCGAGCAGGAGGUUGAGGAGCUCCGCGCCCAGCUUAAGGCCGCCCUCGAGCACAUCGUCCAGCUCACCCAGCAGUAA